Messenger RNA from Pocillopora verrucosa, 2394 nucleotides. Lineage: Eukaryota; Metazoa; Cnidaria; Anthozoa; Scleractinia; Pocilloporidae. The record is from RefSeq and is a predicted model, not a curated record.
CUUUACCAGGUCCUUGUCUGAUACAAGCAAACCAUUUUUCUUGUGUGCAGCUCUGAAAUACUGGAAAGCCGCUGGUCAACAUUUAAAAGAUAAACUCUUGGCAGGAUAUGAGUUCCUCGUACAAAUGCGGUUGAGGGAGCGACCUUAAGUGAGAGUCGAACUGAUUAAUUCGGAGAACCUCAACCGUUUAUACCAAACGUAAUUAAUCUUCAAAUUGGAGACGUGUUUCUCGAGUUCUUAAAAAUCAAGAAGAGGCGUUCGCCUGUUUUGGUUUAAGAUUUUUGCUCGGAGUCUGGAAAGCUUUGGACCACGACAAUAACUGAGAUUUAAAUUGAAGAGAAUCACAUUUCUUUAUGUGGAUGAGUUUUUUUUGACAGUUAAUGGGAACGGCUGUGUGUACAGAGAUACCAGUAGUACUUAGAAACCGUUGUAGUUUUUUGGAUGCGACACCAGCACAACCUGCUUCUACGCUACGCUGUUUACUGAUGAGCAGCCUCGCGUAACAUAAACAUUUAAGUUAAAAUUACUGAAAAGAUACGCGGCGUUGUUGUGAAGAAACUGUUACAAAUGUCAUGCUUGGGUAGCGAAAACAUAGGUUCAAAGCGAUGAGGAGUCGAAACUCUUACUUUCCCUGGGUAGUUGGAGGCUUAUUUAUGUGUCUUCCAAUACUACUCUAUCUGGCGUCGAGAACAAAAGUGAUUCAUCAAAACAAAGACAAAGAGGGAGAUGGAGAUCACCACGCUUUUGAUAUCAAAUACGUUGAAUUUUUCUCUGUAAGACCUUCACAGCUUGUUUACUUGGAUAAGAAAGGCUAUCGUUUAGCGCUGGACUCUUCAGAGGAAUCCAACUACAUUGAAGCAAAAAGCGGUGUAAUUGACAAAACCAGUGAAAACUUCGACGCGGACAGUAAUAAUUCAAGUGACAGCUCACAGACGAGAUCUGUGAGCAAUGACAGUCUUAUGAAUAUUUAUGACGAAACCGAUGCUAAAAGUGACGCUGAGCGAGACGAAAGUAUUGACUACAACAUGGGAUGGGAUGAGGUCCAGGAAGAACCCAAGAGGAUUCCCUGUGCCUUAAAGGGUCCAUUCGUGAACUUAGUGCUUUUAAGGACUCACCGAACUGGGAGUGGAACACUUGCCAAUAUUUUGUACAGAUAUGGCGACUUGAACGACCUGGAUUUUGCUCUUCCUAAACAGAAAAGCUACGAUUUCUAUUGGCCGCUACACUUUAAUCCAAGCUACGUGGACAAAAAGUACCUUAAUUCAACUGCUCCAAACUUACUCAUUAAUGCCAGAUACAGCCCAGAUACAAUAGCAUCCUUCAUGCCAAAGGACUCUUACUACAUCGCAGUUAUAAGGAAACCAACAGAUCAUUUUGAAUCUGUCUUCUACGGAUAUCAAAUUGAUGAUUUGCUCGGUAUGAACAACUACAGCGACCCAUUUGAUGCAUUUCUGACCAAACCCAAGCAGUAUCUGUUACAGUAUCUUCAUCAGGAGCCACGAUUUGAUAUCAACAUUAACAUGGUAAAAAAUGGACAAAUGUUCGACCUUGGCCUUCAGCACAAAUAUUACAAUGAUCCAGUGAUGAUAGAGAAGUACAUUGGUGACCUGGCCGAGAAAAUAGACUUAGUGCUUAUCAUGGAAUAUUUUGACGAAUCUCUUGUUUUACUCAAAAGAGAACUCUGUUGGGAUUUAGAUGAUGUUGUUUAUUUCAAACUGAAUCAAAGAUCACCUGAGUACAAAGAAACAAACAUAACAGAUCAGCAAAAGAUGCAAAUCAGUGAAUGGAAUAAUGCCGAUGCUGCGUUAUACGACUUUUUCAACAAAACUUUCUGGAAUAAAAUUUCUGCGCAAGACCAAACCUUUUAUCAAGAAGUUACAAAGCUACGUAACAAAGUGAAUAGUCUCGAGAAGGAAUGUAUUCACACACUGGAAACAAACCGUGAUACGGGAGAAAUGGAAAUCAAACUAAAUGAACACAGCAUUCCAAACAUGAACAAAUAUUUAUGUGAGAAAAUGACUCUGAAAGAGGAGAGUUAUAUUUCAUAUCUAAGGAAGAAAUAUAAUCUGAAGCUCAAAGAAGACAGCGAGCGUUUAAGAAACUGGUUUUAUGAAAAGUUGAAUAAGACAAGACUUGAAGAUUCACAAUUACUUGGCUUGUAAAUAAUGCUGUUACUUAGUAUCGCAAUAUCGCCUUAAAUAUUUCGUAAAUGUAUUGAAGAGUUUUUUUUGUGACGUGUAUGAAGAAAAGGAAAUAUUUUGAUAUUCGGAGAAACCAGCCCGACUACACUACGCAUGAUGGCUUUCUUUUACCUGGGAGCCUGUUUACUGAAUCCAACUCCCAUUACACUCUUCAGACUAAAUAUAUUGAAAGUAAUCUAACUAACGGUAGGCA